AUGAAAGAAAAAAAGGUAGAAGAAGUAAGCGCAUGUCAGAAGGAAGUCACACAAAAAAAAAAUAAAAAAGUGGAUGUUCAUGAUUGUAGCAACCAUCACAAAGAAACAGAAGAGGUAAAGGGAGCUACAAAAAGCACAGUGCCAGACAGCGAUGAGGAUUACUCAAUUAUCACAAUGUGCACAAAAUGUUUGUCGAAAAAAACAGAAGAAAAUAAGAAUAAAAUUAUCCUACAUAGUAAAGCAUUUAAAGAUAAUAAAGGGAAAGCUAGAUGCAGUGUUAGUAGUAGUAGUGAUCCAUUAUCGCAACAUUUGAACUUAUCUCCAUAUUUUGACAGAUCUCAAAUAGUUCAAGAAAUAAUAUUAAUGAAUAAUGAUGAACUUACAGAUGUAUACGAGCUGGAUAGAUACAAAUUAGGAAAGGGAUCUUAUGGAAGUGUAGUUAAAGCUGUUAAUAAAAAAACCGGACAACAAAGAGCCAUAAAAAUUAUAGAAAAAAAAAAAAUCCACAAUAUAGAAAGAUUAAAGAGAGAGAUUUUAAUCAUGAAGCAAAUGGAUCAUCCAAAUAUAAUAAAAUUAUAUGAAGUAUAUGAAGAUAAUGAGAAAUUAUAUCUAGUAUUAGAAUUAUGUACUGGGGGAGAAUUAUUCGAUAAAAUUGUAAAACGUGGUAGUUUUUCAGAAUAUGAAGCAUAUAAAAUUAUGAAACAAAUUUUUUCUGCUUUAUAUUAUUGUCAUAGUAAAAAUAUUAUGCAUAGAGAUUUAAAACCUGAAAAUAUUUUAUAUGUUGAUAAUUCUGAUGAUUCUCCAAUUCAAAUUAUUGAUUGGGGAUUCGCAAGCAAAUGUAUGAGCAAUCACAAUUUAAAAUCUGUUGUUGGAACACCAUAUUACAUUGCACCCGAAAUAUUAAAAGGAAAAUAUGAUAAAAGAUGUGACAUAUGGAGUAGUGGUGUUAUUAUGUACAUUUUACUAUGCGGAUAUCCUCCAUUUAAUGGUAAAAAUAAUGAUGAAAUAUUAAAAAAAGUAAAAAAAGGUGAAUUUAUUUUCGAUCCAAGUUAUUGGUCUCGUGUGAGUGAUGAUGCUAAAGAUCUCAUCUGUGAAUGUCUCAAUUAUAACUAUAAGGACAGGAUAGAUGUAGAAGGGGUUCUAAAUCAUAAAUGGUUUCGAAAAUUCAAAAGUGAUAAUGUUGUCAUUAAUAAAACAUUAAAUAGAGCAUUAGUUGAAAAAUUUAAAGAAUUUCAUAAAUUGUGCAAAAUAAAAAAGUUAGCUGUUACUUGUGUUGCUUAUCAGUUAAAUGAAAAAGAUAUUGGAAAACUCAAAAAAACAUUUGAAUCAUUUGAUCAUAAUGGAGAUGGAGUAUUAACAAUUUCAGAAAUAUUUCAGUGUCUAAAAGUUAAUGACAGUGAACUAGAUACAGAAUUGUACUUUCUACUUAAGCAACUUGAUACAGAUGGAAAUGGACUAAUAGAUUACACAGAAUUCUUAGCCGCUUGUCUAGAUCAUUCAGUAUUUCAGCAAGAUGUCAUAUGUAGAAAUGCCUUCAAUGUAUUUGAUUUGGAUGGAGAUGGCGUUAUCACAAAAGAUGAAUUAUAUAACAUUCUUUCCUUCAGUACUGUUCAGGUUUCCUUCAGCAAAGAAAUUAUUGAGAAUCUCAUCAAAGAAGUUGAUGCAAACAACGAUGGUUAUAUUGAUUAUGAUGAAUUUUACAAAAUGAUGACUGGGGCUAAGUAG
Molecule: messenger RNA, 1725 nt
Organism: Plasmodium gonderi
Lineage: Eukaryota; Apicomplexa; Aconoidasida; Haemosporida; Plasmodiidae
Product: calcium-dependent protein kinase
Exons: 1
Coding region: 1-1725 (574 amino acids)
Biological process (GO): intracellular signal transduction; protein autophosphorylation; peptidyl-serine phosphorylation
Cellular component (GO): cytoplasm; nucleus
Molecular function (GO): ATP binding; calmodulin binding; calcium ion binding
Source: RefSeq, a predicted model, not a curated record